This is a messenger RNA of Vitrella brassicaformis, 3047 nucleotides long. NCBI's taxonomy places the organism in Eukaryota, Vitrellaceae. The record is from the annotation of a GenBank genome assembly.
CGGACUCGGAGAAGCUGACUGACAGCGUCAGAUUGAGGGUGCCACGUGCCAUUUGCACUGCCGUUCAAAGUCAUCAUAUAUCACUGGCACGGAGAAAAGCGAUGGCGGCCUUCACCAAUCGUUUCCUCUUCCCCGCGCCGCCACCAACCUACAACGCUGACCACUUCAAUGACAACCUGUGCUGGGUCCCAUGGUGAGAGGCCAACACCCCUUCCAUCCAUCCAUCAGAUACGUGAUGCUAUCUCUUCUUGAUCCUGCAGGAACCCAGCUGUCGGUCCGCUCGCCAAGUACGUUGCUCUGCAUCACCCGGAGAAUGCAGAUGGGAUCCCGUGCCUGUGGUUCCCAGCAGAAAGGUCAGCACUGAUGGCCCAUGCCAACAUGCAGACAGAUGGGCACUCGGGCUUGACCGUUCCUCUUGCUCAGGGCCGCGACGGUUGUGAUGUUUCUUCACGGCAAUGCUGAGGACCUGGGGCUCUGCUACCCCUUCCUCAGGCACAUGAGGGACCAAUUCAAGGUGCAACGCAAGACACACACAGUCGCAUGACGCACCUCAUCUUGCGUGAACCUGAUUGGGUUCCGCCAGGUGAAUGUGUUGUCCUGUGAGUACCCUGCCUACGGGCUGCUCAAAAACCUCUCGCCGUCGCCCGAUGCCGUCAACGAGGUCAAAAAGCACGAAGAAGUGAGAAUAGAGGCUCCUCAGAUCCCUUGUUCUGCUAUUUGUAGGUCGUGACGACAGUGUUGCGGUAUCUGGUGGACACGGUGGGCGUCGCCUACCCCCAAAUAUUCUUCUUCGGAAGAUCUAUCGGUAGGCGUAAGCGCGAGGAGAAGAGCACAAAGGAAACAUCAUGUGACCUGUCAGGCUCUGGCCCGGCCGUACAUGUCGCCUCUCGCUACCCUGUCGGAGGCCUGAUCUUGGUAGGCAGAGACAUACACACAAAUCUGGACCCGUUCAUGUGUGAUACUGACUGGCAGGUGUCGCCCUUCACAUCGAUCCGCGAUGCUGUCAAGAGUAUCGUGGGUACACAGCAACAAAUGACAAUGCCACACUGCCAUUCGCAGCUCUUGUGCAUGUGCUUCCUGUCAGGGCCGAUUCCGUCGCUUUUCUUCCAGGACCGGUUCGUCAAUAGCAAGCUAAUCCAGGUAAGUGGCUUGAUGGACAGAGACACUCGAAGAAAAGAAGCACCUGUUCGUUUUCUCGCAGAAUGUGUCGUGUCCCACUCUGUUCAUCCACGGCGAGUGCGACUACCUCAUCCCUCUCUCACACUCAGAGGAGGUCGGCUGGGCCCAGAAGAAGAGACGUGAGACACUCAUGGAGACAUCUGUAUGCUUUCAUCAGCUCCACAGCCGUUGUCGGUCCAAGAAGCUUCUAGUGUGCCCCCCACACAUGGAGCACAACUCAAAUCUCUUUUGUGACGCCGAAUUCCUAGCCAUACCGGUGAGGAAGACACCUAUGCACCGGUAGAUAAAGCAGUGCAGCGCCUUACCUUUAUCGCAUCUCAGGUGAUCAACUUCUUUGGUUUCCCCGGAUAUGCGAUCGACAACCCACCACGCUUACCCGAGCACAUCUUCAGGGCCGGGUGAGGAGCCCUUGGGAGGAAGGGGUCUGGAUGGAUGCAGAUUGUCAGCACCUUGUGCCUCGUUUACUCUCGACAGGAAGAAACAGGUCAAGUUGACGGUUGACCCGUCUUCGUUCGUCCCGUGGGUCUGCAGAAACGGCAAGAGGGUAAGAAAUGCCCACCGCUCAGGCACACUGACAGCGCUGAUGGCCACCCUGUUUGUGGUGCCUGUUCUCAGAUGCAAAAUGACGAAUUCGAAGUUCCUCUACGCCACUCUUCAAAAAGUGUGAACGAAACGGAACAUUGUUGCACCGCCGAGCGUGACGUAUGCGCCUUCCUUGAUGUGUCUCGUGCAGGCGUCAGCUCUCAGCACCCGUCUGUCUCCUGCGAGGCCAUGCGCUUUCCGCCGUGUCCACCGCAGCCACCAUGCAAUCACCUCACACACGAGGGAGAGGAAGACUUCUCCGGUAUGUACCCACAUCAGUGUCUCCUACUGACAAUCACCUCUGUCGGUGUGUGCAGGUGAGUUCGACCGGUUGGUGUCGUCUGACAGCCUAGCCUCGGAUUGGGACGACAUCCUGCCGGUAGAGGAAGAGAGAGACAGUGCACACAUACCUGGAGACAGCGGCCAGUAUGCACACAGACGGUGAGGACGCAGUGUACCGACGCACCGAUCGGCACCCACACCAAUGUCUGCAUGGGCGUCUUGUGUGGGUGCAGAGCGGUGUGUUCGUACCCUGAUGGGAACGGCAAAGGUCUGGGUGGUGAUGUACUGCCGCGGCCACCCACCGGCAGCAACAUGAGCGAUGCGCUUACGAGAAAUGACUCCAAUGCUGACAGAAUACGAGGUGACGACGACAUACGACAUGGACGGCACAGCAGCUUGUAUGCGUGUUAAUGGCAUUCAAUUGCCUGUAGAUGAGGAUUCUUUCAACUCGCUUGAUUUCUGGGAAGGGGACCUACACACGCCAGAAGAAGCGUCCUUGAGGUGAGAAAACGGAGACACCACCCAAAUUCUGGGCAUUCAUCCCCGAUGAUGCCCGUUUAUCUAUUCAGGCAGUCGCUGCCGCCCUCAGCGCCUCCGAAGCGGUUCCAAGAGGCCACGUCCAUUUCAUGGCCACCAUCAAGAAGGCAGAAACUCUCACCAAAAAACGCGCCCGUCAACACGUCCCUCCUGGUCGACGACGUGUUCCUCCCCCCGUCCCGCUCCCUCCCCGAGCCGCUUCGCCAGCCAUCGCUCUGCCCGCAGAGGCGCUUCUCUCCCCCACCCUCUGUGUCGCUUGCGUCGUCGGACUCGGUUGAUGAGGCUGUGUGGGCGGAUGUCGUGCUGGCCGGCCACAUUGGGGCGAGGAACGUCCCGAGAAGAGUCAGAUAGGAUGGAUUGAGUGCAUUGCUCUUGCACGUGUGGACAUGUGCGUGUGCGUAUGCGUGCGCGUGUGCGUGUGCGUGCGCGUGUGCCCUGUUGUUGUCAAUGCAAUGCCUCCAUCCCCC